GUUAUGUCUUAUUCUGUCAUAGUUGUGACAUAUAAAUGCUGGACUGACCCGUUGUUCGGAAACAGUUAAGAAAGAUAAACAGAUCUCAAACCAUGAAAUUUACAGUCGUUUUAGCAGUGCUGUCUCUGGUCGCAGUUGCAGUACAUUGUCGUAUUUGCACGAACAAUGAUGCUUCGACUUGCACUCACACAUGCCCGGAUGGAGAGGUGAAAGCCUGUGAACACGAUGUAUGCACGUGCUCCGUGUCAUGUAUUCAAGCCACUGAAUGUCCAGAUUGUCCAUCUCACACAGACCAUCACGGGCACACCAUGCACGAGACCAAGCACUGCAUUGAUGGCGCAUGUAUGUGUGUGCCAGAGCACAUGUUUCCAGGUGGUAACCACGGUCCAGGAGGACGAUAAACCGGUGCUUAUUUUUUGUUAACUAUACGUA
Messenger RNA from Mercenaria mercenaria, 432 nucleotides. RefSeq lists its product as uncharacterized. Lineage: Eukaryota; Metazoa; Mollusca; Bivalvia; Venerida; Veneridae. The transcript is spliced from 3 exons. The record is from RefSeq and is a predicted model, not a curated record. The coding region runs from base 93 to 401 and encodes 102 amino acids.